GCCCCACUGGGGUGGUGGUUGGGCCGCUUUAGCACCGGACUCAGACCGCUCAACUCUCCCCCGCCCCCCUCCACGCUUCCCUACCCUAUCCCUCCCUCCACGCUCCCCCACCCCAUCCCCGCAGAGAUGGCUGUGGCCGCGGCCGUGGUGCCGCCAGUAAGCGUGGAGGAAACGGUGCUUCGGGCCCGUGGCGGGGACGCGAGCGGAGAAGGCCUGUACGUGGAACGGGGCCCCGGCGCGGCCUACCACAUGUUCGUGGUGAUGGAAGACCUUGUGGAGAAGCUAAAGCUGCUGCGCUACGAAGAGGAGAUCCUGCGCAGAAACAACUUGAAACCGCUGUCCAGACAUUAUUUUGCUUUGCCUACCAAUCCAGGUGAACAGUUUUACAUGUUUUGCACUCUUGCUGCUUGGCUAAUUAAUAAAGCAGGAUGCCCCUUUGAACAACCACAGGAAUAUGAUGACCCCAAUGCAACAAUAUCUAAUAUAUUAUCUGAGCUUCGAUCAUUUGGAAGGUCUGCAGAUUUUCCUCCAUCAAAGUUAAAGUCAGGUCAUGGAGAGCAUGUAUGCUAUGUUCUUGAUUGUUUAGCUGAAGAAGCCCUAAAAUAUGUUGGUUUCAGUUGGAAAAGGCCAGUAUACCCAGUAGAAGAAUUAGAAGAGGAAACAGUUCCAGAAGAUGAUGCAGAAUUAACAGUAAAUAAAGUUGAGGAAGAAAUUGUGGAAGAGGAGACUGACAAUGAAGAAAACUUUAUUGAUCUCAAUGUUUUAAAGGCACAGACCUACCGAUUGGAUAUGAACGAGUCUGCCAAACAAGAAGAUAUUUUGGAAUCUACAACAGAUGCUGCAGAAUGGAAUCUAGAAGUGGAACGUGUACUACCACAACUGAAAGUCACGAUUCGAACUGAUAAUAAGGACUGGAGGAUCCACGUUGACCAAAUGCAUCAACACAAAAGUGAAAUUGAGUCUGCUUUAAAAGAGACAAAAGGAUUUUUGGACAAACUCCAUAAUGAGAUCAGUAGAACCCUGGAAAAGAUCAGCAGUCGAGAAAAAUACAUCAACAAUCAGCUUGAGCAUUUGGUUCAAGAGUAUCGUGCUGCUCAAGCCCAGCUGAGUGAGGCAAGAGAAAGAUACCAGCAGGGAAAUGGCGGAGUAACUGAAAGAACUAGAAUCCUUUCUGAGAUUACAGAAGAAUUAGAAAAGGUAAAACAGGAAAUGGAAGAAAAGGGCAGCAGUAUGACUGAUGGUGCUCCUUUGGUAAAGAUUAAACAGAGCUUAACCAAACUGAAGCAAGAAACAGUCCAAAUGGACAUUAGAAUUGGAGUAGUGGAACACACAUUACUCCAGUCAAAACUAAAGGAGAAGUCAAAUAUGACUAGGGAUAUGCAUGCAACAAUCAUUCCAGAAUCUGCAAUAGGUUCUUAUUAAAAUUUAUUGUAAUUUGUUCUCUGCUCAGUUUUUUCUUAAACCAAUUAUAUUUCACAUUGCUUAAUUUAAAAAAUGAUUAUUAUACCUCACUGAACAUUGUCUAAGAUGCCUUAUUCUUGUAUAUAUUCACAUAUAUUGUGUGAUGGUGAAUUUGGUGAUUUAAAGACUUUGAGAUGGAAUAUAAUUUUAAUAAAGUAAUUAGAAAUUUUUGUUA
This is a messenger RNA of Gracilinanus agilis (Agile Gracile Mouse Opossum), 1636 nucleotides long. RefSeq names its product intraflagellar transport 57 (gene IFT57). The record is from RefSeq and is a predicted model, not a curated record. Gene Ontology annotation, cellular component: intraciliary transport particle B; Golgi apparatus; centrosome. Bases 127 to 1422 code for a protein of 431 amino acids. The transcript has 11 exons. Gene Ontology annotation, biological process: intraciliary transport; non-motile cilium assembly. Lineage: Eukaryota; Metazoa; Chordata; Mammalia; Didelphimorphia; Didelphidae.